UUUUACACAUCACCCUCCCCACACACACUCAUGCACAAAGAUCCCCCAUUCAGCCUUAACAGAUCGGUGGGACAAGGGGUGUUAGCAAGCACCUAUGAAGGUCGGCACGGCACCUGGGCCGCUUUGUCUCCUCGUCAAUGAAUCAUGGCAUGCAUCGUCUUACACACACACAACAGCACGCACUUUAUUCGUAUUGUUUGGUGUUAUUGAUGUAGUGCAUAUUGCACCGCUAUCUACAUCUAAAACGCCGUACCCCGAGCACGCAUUGUAGGUUGAAAUUUGAGUGCGGGUGUGGAUACAAGAAUGUGGCGAAUGUAGGGUGAGAGGGCGGAUGACGGAAAUUAUUCCGCGGCGUAAUUACGCUUGGUCGGUGGUUGAUCGUGACAUAGAUCGCAUAAAUUCGACGUUAACUCACUCAGCCUCCUGUGGACGGGCAGAGUCAUAAUUAACGAUCGUUGUGGUUUAGGUAUUGGCCCAUUACAAAAAUGACGCAUUAAACCGAAUUGAAUGCUCGUAAUUAAAUCAUAAAUAGUUUCGAUCUUUUUCCGCUUUCUGAAGACACUGACUUGGUGCAGUAGUGUGUAUGUAUAGACGUUAUGGCUCGCGUGCAUGUACUUAUUAUUAAGUAUAAAUGCCAGGCACAGACGCUUAAUGAAUUUACAUGGAAUUGGGACAGUCACGUUAAUCUGACUGCAGCUGUGCACACAGAGCAGAGUGCGCAUAUUAACACAGCGCACGCAUUGAUGAUUCGCUUAUAAUUAUCCUUGGGGUUAUUGGGAGCCGUGGGAUUAACAACAGCUGUAAAUACCGUGACUACCUUUUAGAAUGGCGUUUGGGCACCCAUAAAAAGGGCACCAAUAGGAAUUUUAAGCGUCGUAAAGUUCCCUACUGUCCUCAUUGGUUUUGUCAUCACCUGCACCAGCGAUCGAACCGUGCGGCCGCUUUCGUGCAGGGGGCAAACUUCGAUCGCCCAAUUCCACAAUGUUGAGUUGCAAAAGCGUUAUGGCGGGGCUGUACGUCACAUGGGUGGCAACAAUACUCCAGGGGCGUUGCCUCGUUCGAGCGAGCGACGUAGAGAGAAUUGUCCUUGAGUAAAAGACACAGAGCUCGGUCAGUACCACAGUGUGUGCGGAUCACUGCCAAUGCAGGGUAAUCUACAACUCUGUAACCAAACCCGCAGAUUAUUUAUUUGUGCACACCCUCGGUUAUAGAAAAUUAGAGAGACACGCCAUGUUUUGGUCGCAUGGAUGAGUUGGGUUGUUUGCUAAACGCUCGCUGUUUAACUUCAGAAGCAGGAUAACUUAUUUCUAGAUACCACCGUGAUAUAUCUCCUAAUCGGAGCGGCGCGGCUCUGCUUGAGCGCUUUAAAGCCAGGAGUGACGGCGCGUCUCUGGGGAGCGAGAGAGAGGGAGAAGGCACUGGCUUUCAACCCAGGUGCGCCUCAGUUUUCUUGUCGUCUCAGGGACCGGCAGAUACUGAUCGGCGUCUGUAGAGAGACAAUCGCGAUGGACGAUGAGGUGGAGGAGGAAGACCGGGUCUCCGUUUCCUGGGGGUCGCGUGCCACGGACGGCGCCACCUGUUCCGAUGGCUGCUGGGGCGACCCUUCCACUCUCUCCACCAGCUUCUCUCCUCCACGCCGCGGUGCCAAAGACCGCACCGGUGCUGGUACCAAACCUCCGGCAGCCACCUACGGCAACGAAGACAGCAACGAAGUGGACGACAACGACGAUGACGCGCAACAGCAACCCCUGCUGAUGCAGCCAGGAGGCGAGGCGAAGGCCAUCCCGACCUGCCGCCGGCGAGGUCCCAAAGCGCGCAAGGCACGGCCGGAGCGCUUCAGGCUGCGGAGGCUGAAAGCCAACGCCAGGGAGAGGAACCGCAUGCACGGGCUGAACGCGGCGCUCGACGGCCUGCGCCGUGUGGUGCCGUGCCACUCGCGCACGCAAAAGCUCUCCAAGAUCGAGACGCUCAGGCUGGCGCGCAACUACAUCGGCGCGCUCUCCGAGAUACUGCGUACGGGACGCAACACCGAUCACGGCGGCUUUGCCAGGACCCUGUGCCGGGGUCUCUCGCAGCCUACGGCCAACCUCGUAGCGAGCUGCCUACGCCUGGGUAUCGGGCCGUGCCACAAGGUGGCUGGGGGCUCGUUUGAGUCGUCUCAACCGUCGUCAGAGCUCGUGGGCGCGCAGUGCGUUUCGUACGCGAGGGUCAGCACCGCGGACAGCGCCCUCAUCCCGCAGCAGCAACAGCAUCAUCACAUUCCCGUUGUCGGCGCCCGGUGCGCUCAGGUGUGCUCUGCAGCAGACGGGCUGGCUGACUCCGUGUACAGCCCACCUUACCCCUAUGCCAAGCACGACGUGCAGAGGCAGCAGCCGGGGUUCGUGGCGAGGGGGCUCGUGGCAGGGACAGGACCGGACCCCCUACAGGUCCCGCUGACAUCCCUCCUGCACGCAGCUGCCGGCCUCCGUGAUGAGUUUUCCUGAUCAGCCGAGCCAAGACGGCCUCUUCGCCCACGCGAACUGACUUGCAGUGUUUGUGGUGCCAUAUAGAUGCACUGGGUGAGGGAUGUUUCAAAGCACGUAUGUGGACUUUUGGAUACUAUGUGUGUCACGAUGCAUCGGGUUUUUUAUCGUCAAAUAAUAUCGAUUUUUUUCCGCCUCGCGAUGCAAGCGUCGAAUAAAGUGUAAGAACGUG
This is a messenger RNA of Petromyzon marinus (sea lamprey), 2694 nucleotides long. RefSeq lists its product as uncharacterized. Gene Ontology annotation, biological process: positive regulation of transcription by RNA polymerase II; sensory organ development; axon development. The record is from RefSeq and is a predicted model, not a curated record. Gene Ontology annotation, molecular function: protein dimerization activity; E-box binding; DNA-binding transcription factor activity, RNA polymerase II-specific. Gene Ontology annotation, cellular component: nucleus. NCBI's taxonomy places the organism in Eukaryota, Metazoa, Chordata, Hyperoartia, Petromyzontiformes, Petromyzontidae.